Messenger RNA from Tinamus guttatus (white-throated tinamou), 786 nucleotides. The record is from RefSeq and is a predicted model, not a curated record. NCBI's taxonomy places the organism in Eukaryota, Metazoa, Chordata, Aves, Tinamiformes, Tinamidae.
CACCAGUUUGACUGAUAAAGGUUGUGGAUCAUGGAAGAACAACUCCUAAACAACAGCAUCCUUGAUCAAUUUGUCCAUAGCCAUGAGCAGUCGUAUGAAGAGUUUCUAAAUACAUUUACUUACCUUUUGAAAGAAAAAGAGGGGAAGACAAUACAAGGAUGUAAAGCGGAUUCCCUAAGAAAAACAUUUUCCACAUCUGAGGUAUCACGAGGAGCUAAAGAGGAUGAUGGUUCACUUGGAAGAAGUGAAGAGCUGUCAGUGCCUCUCCCACCACAGAUGCCAAAUGGGAAUAAGACAGAGAUGAGUGAGUGCUGGAAAGCUGGUGGUCCUGAUGGAAACAAUCUCAGACUGACUGAAAGAGUAAAGGUGGACAAAUUUUUAGAUUUGCAAGAUAUAGACACAGAAGAAGCGACAUACAGUGCAGGGUCAUUCAUUCUUCCAGGAGAGGUGGAGCAGACAGUGACAUGCUGUACACUUUCCUUUGAUCAGCCUGUUCAACAGAAGUUCAGGACCUUGCCAGUUAUACAGGCAUCAGGCAGCCAAACACAAGAGCUACUAGGGGAUGAUGUUCAACCAUUCUCACUUGAUGAAGAAUUUGAUUAUGACAAUGUGCCUUUGACUCCUAAGUUCUCUGAAGCUGACCUGAAGGCCCUAACAGACUUGUCUGAAGAGAAGAAAAUGGAGACAGAUAUUGUAGGAGGCAUUUGGAAGGAUGUCUCAAAUGACAGCCAUGAAUUCUUUCUUCUAGAAGAAUCCUUGAGUAGGCCGAAGCCUGCACUGCCUCCG